AUCUGUACCGCCGCCGCCGCCUCAUCACCGGUGCCCGGCUGGUUCGCGUUGCGCCCGCAUCAGCCGGGCCGCGGGCCGCCGGAGGCGCGGAGCCCCCUCGUCGCUCGCGAAGUCACCCCUCGCCAGCUCACCCGUCGUCUCCUCGUCGGCAGCUCUUAGAUUGGUUCCUCUUCGGUCCGUCGUCGCGUGCGUGCCGUCGGCCAGCCCGUACAGUGUGCAGGACCAAUCGUACAGAAGGUGCGGACGCAGUUUUUUUCCAGAACAAGUUAGGGGUGUUUCAUCUUAUUUGGGAAGCCCCCGUGAAGAGCGCGCGGUUGAGGGAGGGGCUUGUCUUGCUGUAGAGAUGGUGAAGGCGGCAGCGAGGGUUCACUAUGAGCCUGGACCAGCUUUUGAGGAGGUCAAAGAAGAACCCAUGCUUGUCAUAUCGCCAACAGACUCGACAGAGUUUUGGCUAAUACAGUGGCCUAAAGAUCAGUUAGAUGUUUCUGAUUUCCAUGGUAAAGAGCUUUCUCUUCAGCUGCACAAGGAUGGAAACUUGGGCAAUUUGGAGAGUUCCUCAGGGAAAUCUUAUGAGCUUGUCAGCUAUGAAGCCCAGCAGCCAGAUGUAAUGGUCUUUCAACCGUCAGGAUCAGAAAUAAAACCUGUGGGGAAGAUAUCACGGCGAGUUUGCUUAGUUCGUUAUCCUGAACCUGAGGAAAUAGUUAAACCAAAGUUUGGGGGUCUUACUCCUAGCAGUAAGAUAUCUGCAGGUUCCUCUAGGAAGACUAAGUCUCAGUUCACUAGUGCAUCAAAGAACCGGAGCAGCCAAGGCUCAGCCCGUUCACUGGGCCAAUGGAGCGCAGAGCCGACUCCCAAACACAAGCAGAAGAGAAAGGAUGAAAGCAGCCUGGGGCACUCAAACAUGCCAGGCAAGGCCUCCCAAGGAUCUCAGGCACGUGGCAUGCAGAGCAACACGACUUCGGAGGUGCCACAAUCGUCAUCGGAGAAAUCAAAGAAGAAAAAGAAGGUUAAGAUCGUGGAGUAGUGGUGUCGCCUUGGCAAGGAGAUCAAUUUCCCCUGAACUAUCAGCUGCUGCGGAGUUGUGCCAGAAAUAUGGGGUUUGUAGUUCCUUCGUGCUUCCCUGGAUCUCAAUUUUGUUGAUGCAGAACAUAUUUCUCGAGUGGUAGGUGGUGUUUGCGGGAUGAUACUUGGGAGUUAGGAGAGCCCGUUGUAUGGUGCGGGAACUGGAAUACCGCUGUGUACCGUUCUGUCUGAUUUCUGAAAGCCUAUUUUCCAACUUGAAAGCCAUUCUAUUGCUAACUAUGUCAAUCAUGGAGUCCUUUGAUC
Panicum virgatum (switchgrass) is the source of this 1326-nucleotide messenger RNA. RefSeq names its product mediator-associated protein 2-like. Lineage: Eukaryota; Viridiplantae; Streptophyta; Magnoliopsida; Poales; Poaceae. The record is from RefSeq and is a predicted model, not a curated record. The transcript has 7 exons. Bases 344 to 1024 code for a protein of 226 amino acids.